This is a messenger RNA of Venturia canescens, 6924 nucleotides long. Its product is annotated as myb-like protein X. The record is from RefSeq and is a predicted model, not a curated record. Gene Ontology annotation, molecular function: microtubule binding. Gene Ontology annotation, cellular component: cilium; microtubule. Lineage: Eukaryota; Metazoa; Arthropoda; Insecta; Hymenoptera; Ichneumonidae. The transcript is spliced from 12 exons. The coding region runs from base 4295 to 6808 and encodes 837 amino acids. Gene Ontology annotation, biological process: cilium assembly.
GGUGGAGACCCCAGAGUCAACCGACACCGCGAGGUGGAGGUGGAUCUGACAAAACGAGCAUAUACGCAAACUCCAAAUUCCCCCACGACCGCGGACGAGCAUACGUGACGAAAAACUCACGUACGAAAUCGAGGGUUCGCUCAGUUAUAUUUACAAUAAGAGACUCGGAAUAAAAAGACCGCUCGCUCGUACGCGUCGAAAAACGCCGAUGAAAAUACCAUUUUCAUCCUCUACCUUGUGAACCCUAUAAAAAAACAGCACAAAAACAACCAUUUUUUCAAAAUCAUCUGUCGUUUGGGAUCCUUUUUAUAUUAACUGUGCACGUGAACGAUACAUUCGGAAUUUCCAUUAUUUUUCGAGCAAAAUAAACACGUUUCAGUUGCGUGAUGAUAAAACUCAAAUCUGGGAAAGAAAAACAAGGAAGGUAGAAAACAGAGCUGUCAAAAUGUUUCUAUAAAAAGCCCGGACAUUGUUCCAAAUUUUUCAAUAAUUCCGUCAUAACUUUCAAUAAUUCGCGACCGUCUCGAUCAUAGGAAAUUGUUUUAACGAAGAUUCCGAGAAUUUUCGAGCGUUUUAGAAAUAUUUUUCAACACUUUUUUUCGCACGCAUCGAGCCCGCUGCAGAGGAAGCUUUGUAUAAGAAACACUUUGCAAGGAAAUCGAUAAACGUUCUCAAACAUUUUGUGACGCAUUUUACGCAGUUCGUAGUAGAUGAAAAAAUGUCGAAAAAACGGUUGAAAGCGACCGAGAGUCGUGCACGUAGCCGGAAUUUGAAGGUAAAAUAAAAAUAAAUAGGUAGUAAAAAUCGCGAAUUAUACUCGCAUCUCGGAGGUUCCGUGGUGUGCUGAAGUACAAUCGGUUGAGACCGAAAAAACUAAACGUUGAUUAAACAAGUGAUGUGGAACUAGUAAAAAAGCGCAGUGGCUAGAAAAUGAAUUCCCUACUUUUGGAACGUAUCAGCGGAUGCUAAUUUUUAAAUUUCCAGGUUUCAACUUCAGGCAAUCCAUAUUAUAAAUUAAGGAGGGCGGCUACAUUCGUCAAAAUGAUAAGAAAUUGAUCAAAUUUGGUGAUAAUGUUCUUCAACUUCAAGUGCGAAGAGACAAUUUUUUUCAAAAUUUUCUUCUGCUUAGUUAUCGAGUAAUUACGCAUAAAAGCAGACUUCUUAUGCCUGGAAGAAACGCUAUGCUUAUACACGUGAACUUUAGUGAUCAAUUACUCGUUUUAACUGUACAGAAGAAAUAUCUUAAAAAAUUUGGCAGUAAAGAAUAUGUUGACCAAAUUUUAUUAAAUUCUUAUCAUUUUGAUACUUUUAAUGUAUUUAACGUGGUUUAGCAUGGCAACAUUGUAUCGUCGCUAUCCAACCUCCUUAAACUUGACCCCGAACGACUUUCAGAUGUAGAAAACUUGAGCGAAUAACGGAGGUAAUCAAAUUCGACUUGGUCAUUGAAAUUUUAACGCGAUUAGAGAACACUCCGCAGUCUCCAAACGUUUCAACCCGAUGCACUUAUUUGUUAUUACAAAAUAUGGGGACUGAAUGACAUUUUUAAAACAACGUCAAAGUGCCACUUUAACUCAGUAACAAAAACGGUAUUUUUUGCUCACAUCUUUGUUCAAUUGGUCCAAAACAGCUCGAAAUCACUCGUCAUGAUUAUUCCAACAUUAUAGAUUUGAAAUAUCGUCUUUUUUUAUUUUCUCAAUGCUCUAAUCCAUGGCAUUCCCACAAUAGUUGAAAAAAGUCGUGGAAAAUCCGGCCGAUACAAGCGUCCAUAUUAUCAUUGACUUCUGACGCUUUGGCAAAAUGCAAAACUCAGAAAAUCUGGGCCUAGUGAUUUAUUCGCAAUUUCCGAAUAAGAGUGUGCUCCGGUAAGCGCAUGAAAAUAUUCUCUCACUGAAAAUGAAUAAAGUCUGAGCCCAUCGUAGCCAAUUUUCAGUAUUUACCGAAAGCUUUUUCUGUUAUGCUCAGGGCGAAGAAGUUUUACGCGUUCUAUCGGUCGCAUGAAUCCGAGGAAGAUGAAGACGCAAUUUCCAUUAUUUUCUCGAAGCGUUUCAUAUUCCAAUAAGCACGGAAAGUUAUACCUCGCUCUCCAGUUACUCGAAGGAAAGGUCUUGCUCGUGUUUUUUUAUUUCAUAAAUCCAGAGCGAACCGCGCGUGUCGGAAAAAAGCGCCACAAAAUCGUUCUCGCAAUGCACACGGAGGAUGACAAAAUUUUGUCGAAAAAGUCAGUGAAUCAAUUGAACAAUGUUGGGAACAUUCCCAAAAAACUUGAUGCGAUGAGCCCACCAAAUAGUCCAACUCUGCGAUGUUUUUUCCAAAUAACUGCGCCGCGUGGAUCCUUCCGAAAUUUGACAGGUUGAUUGUUACCAAGGGAUCAUGAGCGUUCCCAAAAAGCUUCAUCCCAGUGACAUCCUUUCGUCCAGAGCCACGUCAUUCUACUUGGAACUGGAAAAAAAUGAAGACGGACUAUGAAUAAAUUCCAUUACGCGACGCACUGGCCUUCGGUUUAAUAAAGCCUCUUUAUGGGGGUGAAAAUCGGAAGAUUUAUGAGUAGAAUAGCGACCGACGGCACGCCAAUGUCCGUUGUCUGACCGUGACAAAAGCUACACGCGGGCACCGCGCUCCUCCAGGAGGUCAUUAUCCUUCGGUUCUUAUCUACCGAAGGAUGAGUCUGUGUGGGUAUUUCCGGUAGGAUGCAUUUCUCCAGGCACUCUGGUUGCAGCACAUGCACGCGUGUGCGGAAUCAUGCUCGAUAAUAUCGACCGUGAAAGCGCGUAAAGUAAAGAGAAGGGGGAUGAACGAACCGGCGACCCCCGAGGUUGAUUCACGAUUGUUCCUAUGGUUACGUUUGCGCCGAUCGAACUCCAAGGGUUACACUUUACGCUCGUAGGCCAGUCGUGGAAAGCCGCAGAGCGUUAUGGAUCGAGAGCGCGCGCGCACUCCGCUUCUUAGCCCUCUUUUUCACCGCAAAACUCAUAAAUCAACAUAAGCGAUCGUCGCCAUAAGGCUCCCUUGCUCGUCCAACAGUCUCGAGAAUCACCGCGACCGGGGCGACACGGGAUCGAGCCUUUCAAUAAAUCCACCUGAAGUUUCUUCAACGAAAACUCGUAAAAACAUUUCCAUACUCAAGUUUCGAAGCUUCCGCAGUCUCUGGCCGUCUGGCCGUGUUUACUUUUCCGAUUAAUCAGUCACCGAAGUCAGCGACGAAGAGUUUCGAUGAGGAAACUUAAAUAAUUGUAAUAAUCAAGCUCAAAGUUUAUGAACUUUUUAAUAUUUUAUGCUAGGACGAAUGUUGACAUGGAUUCAGUGAUUUUGUUACAAACCUGCUCUGAAACGCGUGCGGGAACGGUUCAAACGAAAAUUUUAUCAAGCUUUUCCCUCUUCGAUUUUAAAUCGAACAAUUAACAGAUGAGCGCGAAUUGAAUUUUUCCCUCUCUCGGGUUGAAAAUCGCAGAAUAAAAUCGAAACGAAAGCAACUGCAAAUGGAUUCCGUGGGCGUUUGAAACAUCCCUCCAAAGUGCAGAGAGCAUAAUAAACUGUUUUUCCGCUUGGUCUGUGCGAGAUAAAUAGGAGCGGUGGCGAGUAAAUCGAGUUCUGGACCGAAAGUCUUUUUGCCAGGAACCUCCCACGCUUCCUCGCAACACUUUUACGUCAUGCACUUUGGAUUCCUCAUUACAGUGGUUUAAUUAAGACCGCUUCACCUCCCCUUAAUUCUCAGUCCGUCUCUCUACGUGCAUCUAUACAGUACGGUAACGGCGUGUCACGACGGCAUUUCCAUCUCUUCCGGAGCGUACGUUUUCGAGGAUAUAAAUGCUUUGCCACUAAUCGUGUAUCCAUUAGUUUUGAAUUCUCGUUUUAUUCGCUUCCUUUCGACCGAACACGGAUACAUUUUAAUGGGUUGAAAAUCCAUCAAAGCUCUUCAUGUUUUAUGUCACAUUUUUUUCGUGCGUUGAAAAUAAACCUGCUUAAUAAAGCACUCGUACUCUUCGGCAGAUUCUUCCACUUAGUUAAUGCUGAAAAAUAUGUGAAAACUUUUUUAUCCGCUCUUUACGAAGCCGAGGAGUUGCUACUCAGCAUUUAAUUAAGCCUCGGCAAUGAAACGGCACUAAUUGGGCGAGCCAUGCUUCUCUCCGGCGUAAUUAGUCGUCUUUAUUAUUUCGUAUUUCCUCGCCACGCUAUUUCUUCUCAAAUCCUCUCGAGCGUUUGACGUCAAUAAAGAAGCCCCACUUCUGGGAAAUUCAAAAUCUCUCUAUUAUUCUCGUAAUUGGAGCAUUAAAACAGUCGAAUUUCGAAGAAGACGAUGACCUCGAGGAUUUCACUGGUCGAGCAGAAGAAACUCCAAUGGGCCAAAGAAAGAGAGGAAAUGGCGCGAUUGAGCGGGCACUUGGAAAGUCGCAAGAGCCAUCAACAAAAUGGCGUCCGAACGAACAUCCGAACGUACCCAACGAACGCGAGGCUUUCGUCGAGGGAAUCGAUCGCUAUCGUAAAAGACAAGCCUCUUCGUGCCGUUGGAAAUUACGGCAGUACGUCGAGCCUGCACAGUCUCGCUGAUCAACGUUCAACUCACACGACCACGAGUCUCCGGACGAUUGAUUUUUCGACCGGCAGCCUCGUCGACUUACUGGAAGGUACCGAUUUCCCGGGCACCAGACGACGGAGCCCCAGUCUCCCGCCGAUUUACACUAAGGACAAUCAACAACAAUCGCGACUCUCACAAGAAAGUACGAGAGAACUCGGCGUCGAAGGCUUGCGUUACAGCAAUCAAGAGCGUCCUCAGAAACAACACCACCGUCAAGCGGGAAGGAACCCUAACGGGAUCGACCACCCUUACGAGGAACGCGAGGGCGAGACUUCCGGUUACGGCAGCGACUCCGCCGAGGCUCCUUUACCGCCAGCUUCCCUGGCGCAUGGCAAACGUAUAGAAAGUGAAAUGUCCGAGAGAACAUGGCAAAACCCUUAUUGCGAGACACCGGAAACUUCGCUUCCAGGAUCGGGAAGACAAUCCGUAACGAAACUAGGUGAACUGAACAGACAGCGCUGGGGGAGUAUCUGGGGAGGUGAGAGCAGUGGAAAAAGUGAUCGACCAGCACCCUCGUGGCUCGAAAGGAGCCUCUCGCGAUUGGAUCACUCCAGUCAGAUUCUCGUGAUAAACCACGAGAGCGCGAGCAGUCCGGACAGCUCGACAACCGGGUCGACGGGCUCGGACUCGAAAACGUACAUCCGCGGUCAAAAUAUACCUGUUGAUGCUCAAGUGCUCCAAGAACGCGAAGCAAAGAGGCUGAGAGCUCGCGAGCUCCAAAACGCGAUAAAACAACAGUUGGAGGAAAAGGAAAGGCAGCGGAAAGCGGAGAGAGAAAAAAGACUGAAGGAAGAGAGGGAGGAGGAAGAGCGAAUAAAGCGGGAUCGCGAUAAGGAAAAGGAGAGGCUGCAGGAGGAGCAAAGAAGACUGCGAGAAAAAGAAUGUGCCAAGAUAAAAAAAGCAGCGGCGAUGAGGGAGGUUAUGGAGAUCGCGGAGAGACGAGCUCGCGAGGAAAAACGACAGCGGAGACAAAAAGACGAGUCCCGAGAGUCCCCGAAGAAAGCAUGUCCGGAGUCGAACUGCUGGGAGUCCCCAAAAGCCGCUCGAGCCCCCGAAGAUCCGUGCGACCUGUCCAGAGAAGAUUUCCGAAAAGAAAAAGCCUCGAAGGUCGUUCGUUCCGAUGACGAAAACGAUGAAGGAGCCAAAGGAGCGAUGGUCGAAAAUGGCUCGCCGAGAAGAUCGGAGGAAAGCGCGAGCGAGGAUCUCGGAAAGAGCGUCAACGUCGAAGCGUCUUCGACGAAUGUCGAUUGCGAUGAAAACACGCUGAGACUUCCGGUCGGAAAGGAAGUCGCCAUUGUUCUCAGCGGCAGACUCGACGAUGCCGAGUUUUUUAACCGCGCCAAUCUUCAGCUCGUUAAUCUCGUCGUUACGAGUCCGAGAAAAAACGAACAGACCUCGAGCAGCGCUCUCAACGAAGGAUUAAACGCCCUCAUCAAAAGUCUCGCCAAUCCGGUUGUUUUACGGAAAUCCCCACGCUCCGGUCUCUCACCAAGAAUCUCCGAAAACCGCAUCCUCACCCCCAGCAAAUACAGAAAUUUUAUUAAUCACGGACGCGAUUUUGGCACGCAAACCGACGGCGAGAGCGAACCUCCGGAUAACAAAGACGCCUCCGUCAAAGAUCGUAAAGACGUCGUCAACAAUAAUCGAAGAGACGUUGAAAAAUCGACGAAUACAGGAGCGGUGGAAGAGACGGGGAUGAAAGCAUUGGUUCGAUCGAAAGUACAAACUCGGACGAGCAUUGACACAAGACCGAGAUGGAACGCUAAUCGGCCAGGCACGCGUUAUCGAACUCAGAGUGAAAAGGAUCCGCAUUAUCAAAGACGCAUGAGAAUGAGACGACGAAGAGUCGAAUCGAGCGACGAAAGAUCGAGAUCGCCAUCGCCCGAUCGGCGGAAAUCAACGAACCACAAAUCGGGGAAUCGAAAUUUUAACAGACGCAAAGUCAAACUGGACAGUUACGACGCCGAUUUAUCGAUGGACAGCCUCAACUCUGUCUUACCGUUGAGAAUCGAUGAACACGGACGUGUAAAUAUAUUAGCUGGGGAUAGUGUUAAAAGAAGAAGCGGAGAGACGAGGGGCGAGAAUGAUAAGGAGGAAAAUAAUGAGAAAUUGGAUGUAUGGUGCGGCCAGGAAAUCCUUUCGCAGCUGGCUUCACUGAGAAACGGUCUCUUGACGAAGCAGAGAGAAUGGAACUCCCAACGAUGUUUAAUGUCGCCGAGCGAGGAUUUCUACUAAUUGAAAUAACUCAUGGGGACAAAUGAUCUUUUUUAGACCUUCGUUUUGACUCUUGAAACGCUGUAGAAACAAUAUUUACGUAGAAAAAUAAAUUGGAAGGAGAAGUGGGAGGAAAA